Cyanistes caeruleus (blue tit) is the source of this 2727-nucleotide messenger RNA. Lineage: Eukaryota; Metazoa; Chordata; Aves; Passeriformes; Paridae. The record is from RefSeq and is a predicted model, not a curated record.
UCCCGCUCGGAUCCCUCUGGAAUCGGAAAAUCCUGACCUUGGGUUUUGUUUUCCAGGCUGAAAGCGGGAAAAGGGAAGCGAAGACAGAGGACGGGAGCAGAGGAAGCUCGGGCUUGAAAAAAAUUCCAGAGGUGCGAAAACCAGCCGGGAAUCCGUCGGGAGAGGCCAGGAAAGGGCAAAUCCCCACCCCAAACGUGCCGGAGGAGAUUGCAGCGGGAGAGCCGGAGAUUCCCGAGUCUCAGGCGGGAGGAGCGGCGAGGGAGGACGCGGAGGGAUGGGAUCCUGGAACGGGAAUUCCCACGGAUCCCGCCGGCGGGAAAUCGCCCGCAGCGAGGUCGGAGGAGAAGCCGGCGCCGCUUUGCGGGGAUGGGAAGGAAGAGGCUCGGGAUGAGCCGGAGCUGGAAGCGCGGAAGGAGGAUGAGGAGCUCUCUGUUCCCGCCGUGGAAGCUCCGGAAUCGUCCGGCAAGGCGAUCCCGGCUGCCGGAGAAACGCCGGGAGCCGUCCCCGGAACGUCCCCGCGCUCGGACGAGGCUCCCGCGGCAUCGCCCGGCGCCGAGCCGGACGCUCCGGAAAAAAUUCCCGUUCCCGAGGCCGGGAAAAGCAACCGUGAAACGUCCACGGAGAGGAAAUGCAUCCCAAAAACUCCGGAUGCUCCGGGGAAAAAAUGGGAUGUGGCUGGAGCAGAGAGAGAGGGGACGGCGGAGGAAUCGCUGCUGAAAAUGGGGGAAAAUCCGGGGAAAACUUGGAGCAAGGCUGGGACAGAGGUGGAGAAAACACCUGGAAAAACGUUAUCCAAGGGUGGGGAAAACUCUGGGAAUGCUGCGGGUGAGAUCCCCGCGGGAAGUUGGGUUAAAAUCCCACAGAAUAAAGGGACGGGAGCGGCGAAAUCCGAGGAAAACCGCGCGGCGGCUCCGGGAAAUCCCGGUGCUUCCCUGAAGGAAUCGUGUCCUGGGAAACCCCUUCUGAAGGCGGUGGUGUCCAUCCCGGAUAUCCUGAAGCAGAGAAUUCCCGUCAGGAUCACCGAGCCUUCCCUGGGAAAAGCUGGAGAGCAAAAAAUCCCUCCCAGGACGGGACCGGAGAAGAAAAUCCCAGCCAAAGCCGCGGCUCAGCCGGGAGCUGGGAACGGCCAAUGGAAAGGGAACGGAAAUUCCGGAGGGGAUGCGCAGGGAGAGAGCGGGAAGAGCUCAUCCCAACAGGAAAAGGAUUCCCAGCUGGAAUCUCGGGCGAGCUCCAAGCAGAGCCAGCUGGGAGAGAGCGGAACGUGCGGCACGAGGGAAGAUCCCGGCGGGAAUCAGGCUCCUGGCAGGGGCGGUGCUGCGGCCUGGAAAAGCGGCGCCGGCGGGGCUGGAAGGCAGAAGGAGGAGGAAGAGCUCUUCCCGUUUAACCUGGACGAGUUCGUCACGGUGGACGAGGUGCUGGACGAAGCCGAAUCUCCGGCGACGCCGCGGCGAAACCCCCCGAGGGGGAAGAGAAAAGAAGCUCCCAAAUCCAACCCUUCGGAGCCGCCGGCGUCCAAGAAGAGGAAAGGGAAGAGUUGCGGAGCCGAAGGUGAGCUGUCCUUUGUCACCUUGGAUGAGAUCGGGGAGGAGGAGGAGGAGGACGCGCCGGUGCCGCUGCCGGGCGUCGACCCCCAGGGCCUGGUGGUGGUGGAUGAGGUGGUGGAAGAGGAGGAGCUGUCGGAAGCGGUGAAGGAUCCGCAGGCGCUGCUGACGCUGGACGAGAUCUCGGAGCAGGAGGAGCCGGGUUCCCACGGGAACGGGCCCAGGGUGGAAUUUGAGGAGCGGGAGCUGAAGGCCGAGCCCUUGGUGACCGUGGAUGAGAUCGGGGAGGUGGAGGAGCUGCCCCUCAACGAGCCCGCGGAGCUGAGCGCCGCCGAGGAGGGCAAAGCCAAUGCCGGGGAUUGCGGCGCCUCCCAGGUGCCCGACGAUCCCAACGCCUUGGUGACCGUGGAUGAGAUCCAGGAGGACAACGAGGACAAUCCUCUGAUGACUCUGGAUGAGGUUAACGAGGAUGAGGAUGAUUUCCUGGCCGACUUCAAUCACCUCAAAGAGGAACUAAACUUUGUUACAGUCGAUGAAGUCGGCGACGAGGAAGAAGAAAACUCUUUCCCAGGGAAGAACCCGCCUGAAGAUGAAGAUGAAGAUGAUGAAGAUAUUGUUGCUGUUGCAGGACCAGAAGAAAUGGGAAUUCUGGGAGAUACAAAUCCAGAGGAGGAAAUGGCUGAAAUCUCUAAGCCAAAAGCAGCUCAGCUGGGAUCAGAAGAGGCAGAACCAAAAUCUCAGCAGAAGAAAACGACUUUUCCAGGUGUCCCCAAGACUCAGAGCACUCCCAAAGCUCUGGAUAUCCUGGUCCCGAAGGCCGGAUUCUUCUGCCAGAUCUGCUCCCUCUUCUACGCCGACGAACCCUCCAUGAUCAACCACUGCAGGACCUCCCUGCACCGGCAGAACAUGGAGAAAUUCAUGGCCAAACAGCAGGAUAACGACGGAGAGGAGCCGAGCUCCAGGUGAUGGAACUUCCCCAGGAACGAAACUUCGGGGCCAGUCAGUUCUGUGUGUUUGGAUUUCGUUUGGGGUCGGGAAGGAACAUCCAUGAUGGAAAAAAAAAAAAAUUGGAGUUGGGAAAAGACUAAACCCAAAGCAGGAGAGGGUUGGAUUUGUGUCUCCGAUCGUCCCAACGAGGGGAGAGACUGUUGUGGGCCAGGAAAUAAAUGUUCUCUCUGUAUAGUUA